Molecule: messenger RNA, 1224 nt
Organism: Anopheles aquasalis
Lineage: Eukaryota; Metazoa; Arthropoda; Insecta; Diptera; Culicidae
Product: J domain-containing protein CG6693
Cellular component (GO): cytoplasm; nucleus
Molecular function (GO): heat shock protein binding
Source: RefSeq, a predicted model, not a curated record
UUGAUUAAUCCAACAAGUUACCAUUGCGACGCAGUUCGCGGCGUCGAAGGAAAUCCGUUAUAAUCAUGUUGUUUUCCACGCGACCUCAAGCUGUGCUGGUCGGGUACUGUUAGGGUCCCGCUUCUCUCCCUCCACGAUUUCGCGGGAAAGUUAUCGCCAAGCGUCGUCGUCCUUGUUGAGAAAAUCGGGAAAAGAUCAUCAAAUCCAGGGACAGUCGGGAAAUUGUACGUCGGUAAAAAUGUCGAAAGGGUUGCUAAACACGUGUGAGGAGCUGUACGGGACCAAAGAUUUGUACGAGCUGUUCAGCAUCGACAAAAAGGCCUCGGAACAGGAAAUCAAGAAAGCCUACUACCGUUUGUCCCUCAAAACGCACCCUGACCGGGUGCCGGAAGACGACAAGCAAACGGCCACGGAACGGUUCAAGGUGCUGAGCAAGCUGUACAGCGUACUGGCCGAUAAGGAUAAACGGGCAUUGUAUGACGAACGCGGGAUCGUGGACGAUGAGGGCGAGAACGAAGCGGACACCUGGAAGCUGCGCUGGCAAAACCUGUUCAAGCCGCUCACCGACGAGGAUAUCGACAAUUUCAUGAAGUCGUACGUGGGAUCGGAGCUGGAACGAACCGACAUCAAAAAGGCAUAUCUGAACGGACGCGGAUGCAUCAAUUACAUGAACCAGACGGUUCCCUUCAUGAGCUGCGAGGAUGAGCCACGUGUGGCCAAGAUUGUGCAGGAGCUGAUCGAUGCCGGUGAAGUACCGGCGUACGAUGCGUUCCUGAAGGAGCCCAAAGCAAAGCGCGAUCGCCGCCACAAGAAGUACGCUCGUGAAGCAAAGCUUGCCUCCGAGGUGAAGCGCCAGCGCGAUGAAGAAAGCGAACUGUCCUCGUUGCGCAAACAGCUUGCGGUUAGGAACCAGGAGCGAAAGGGCACAUUCGAAUCAAUGAUUGCUUCCCUCGAAGCACGGUAUGGCUCGGCCAAUGGGGACGACGAUGAGGAGGAGUUCGUACUGGCAUCUUCAAAGAAAUCUCGUUCUAGCAGCGCCAAAAAGGCAAAAACCACCACAGCAAAGACGGCCACUGCUGCUAAAGGCACCCGUAAGAGUACGCGUACUGCUAAAUCUUAGUUCUUGUACCCUGUUUUUUUGUCCAAAUUCCAAUAAAUCAAAUAAGACUACAACUGAUAUUAUCUAAGUGAAAAAGAAAUAAAUUCAUGGAUUGUGUAGUAAUA